This is a messenger RNA of Drosophila innubila, 4671 nucleotides long. It is a transcript of the gene atk, whose product is annotated as protein artichoke. The transcript has 4 exons. Lineage: Eukaryota; Metazoa; Arthropoda; Insecta; Diptera; Drosophilidae. Gene Ontology annotation, cellular component: plasma membrane. The record is from RefSeq and is a predicted model, not a curated record. Gene Ontology annotation, molecular function: protein binding. Bases 1 to 4671 code for a protein of 1556 amino acids.
AUGUUAUAUAGAUCGAUAUUGUUGCUAUAUGCCGCUUGGAUAGCGCUUGUUCGAGCAGAUAGCUGUCCCCCCUCGGAGGCCAUAUUGCCGUGUCGUUGCUCGCUGCGUGGCAAGGAGAUACAGAUAUGGUGCUCCCAUAGCAAUCUGCCACAGAUUAUGGAUGGUCUUAAGUCCGUGGAGCGUAAUAUUAAAACGCAAAUUGAUGAGUUGGUGCUGGAGAAUAAUCAAUUGCCGGCGUUACCAGGUCGCUUCUUUGGGAAUCUACAGAUUGUCCGACUGAUGCUUAGAUACAAUAGCAUCGAGCGUGUGUCCAAUGGUUGGUUGAAUGAGUUGGAGAACAGUUUGGUCGAGAUAUUUAUAGUUGAGCCGCAGCUGAGGAGUAUUCCCGCCGAGAGUUUGAAUGGCAUGAUCAAUAUGCUGGCUAUAACCAUACAGAGCGAUGAACUGAAGCAUUUGCCGGAUUUCUCGGGACUCCUCAGUCUCACCUAUCUGAGUGUCCAGAGUGCAUCCUUGACGGAGCUGCAAGCGCACAGUUUUCGGCAUCUUCCCAAACUGCAACACAUUCAUAUUACGGGAGGAUCGGGUUUAACCCGACUGGAGGCGGGUCUCUUUGAUGGUUUGAUAUCGUUGAAGAAUCUCGAUUUGAGUCGGAAUGGUCUGAACUGGAUACACUUGCGUGCCUUGACCAGAUUACCCAACUUGGUCAGUCUCAAGCUCUCCCACAAUCAGAUCAGCGAUGUGGGCAUGAUCGGACGCAUUGUCAAGGAUUUGGAGCAUCUGAAGAAGCUGCGAUUGGAUCACAAUAUCAUCAAUGUCAUUGAGGAUGGUUCCUUUGUGGAUUUACCCAAUCUCUCCGAGCUGCAUCUCAAUGAUAAUCGCAUUACGGAAUUGCAAUACGGCGCCUUUCUACGUACGCCUCAAUUGAAGACCAUUUACCUGCACAACAAUCUUAUAAGGCGUAUACAUCCCGAAUCGUUGCUCCAGGCGUCCGGCAGUGGAGUGGAAGCUGUCCACAUCUAUAACAAUGAGAUUGGAAAUGUGGAGGCACUGAGAGCUUUGCUGGAUGCACUGCCCACACUGAGAUUCCUCGACAUGAGCAACAAUCAGCUGAGUGAGCUGCCCUAUGGUGCAUUGCGUGGCCAUGGCACACUGGAGCAACUGCAUCUGAACAACAAUCAGCUGCGUCUGAUCGAACGGGAUGCCUUGAUGGCGAUGCCCGCUCUCCGAGAGCUGCGCAUGCGCAACAAUAGCCUCAGCUCGGAGUUGCCGCUGCCCUUCUGGAAUCUGCCGGGUCUCAAGGGCUUGGAUCUGGCCCAGAAUCAGUUUGAACGCGUGGAUGCACAGCUCCUGGCGGGCUUACCAUCACUGCGGCGUCUCGAUCUCAGCGAGAAUGGCCUGACCGAGUUGGCUGCCAAUAGUUUUCGACAUAAUAGUUUGCUGGAAACUCUUAACAUAUCCUCCAAUGAGCUGAGUCAUCUGCAUCCUGGCACACUGAUGCAUCUGGAGCGUCUCUUUGAGGUGGAUGCCAGUUUCAAUCAGUUGUCCACGAUGAUUGCCGGCCUGCCACACAUUGUGGAGCGCAUCUCGUUGCGUGGCAAUCGGAUUGGAUCGUUGCCCGCCGCUGGCAGCAAGUCCCUGCAGUUGCCCAAUCUGCGUAUGCUCGAUCUCAGCCAGAAUCGCAUUGAGAAGCUGUCACGUCAUGGUUUCCAGUCGGCUCCGGAGCUAAGGGUGCUGAGUCUGGCCCAGAAUCAGCUGCGUCAGCUGGAGGACACCUCGUUCAUUGGCAUCCAGCGGCUGGAGUUGCUCCAUCUGCAGGACAAUCAACUGGGACAGGCGGAUGAACGUGCUCUGUUGCCUCUGGCCGAGCUGCGUAAUCUCAAUCUGCAGUCCAACAAACUGGAGUCCAUCACGGACAACUUCUUCUCGAACAAUAGUCGAUUGGAGCAGUUGGAUUUGUCCCGCAAUCUCAUCCGUAGCAUCUCCCCGACCGCCUUUGACAAUCAACGCGCCCUGGAGUACUUGGAUCUCUCGGGGAAUGCACUGCUCGACAUCUCGGUGGGUCUGGGCAACCUGCACAGUCUGCGGGAUGUCGAUCUAAGCUACAAUCAGAUCUCUCGUGUCCACUCCGAUGUGGUCAAUGCCUGGCGCAAUGUCGUCGAGAUGCGUCUGUCCAACAAUCUCAUUGUGGAACUGCAACAAGGAACCUUCCGCAAUCUGCCCAAGCUCCAAUAUCUCGAUCUGAGCAGCAAUGAGAUUGCCAGCGUUCAACCAGGUGCCCUCAAGGGUCUUCCCGAACUCCAGGAGUUCGUCCUGGCUGACAACAAGCUCGUGGAGCUCAAGGAUCAUGUCUUUGAGGAGCUUCCCUCCCUGCUCGCCUCUCAUUUUCAGUACAACAAACUUCGCUACAUAUCUCCAGAGAGUUUUCAUCAUGCCAAUUCGCUGGUCUUCCUGAACUUGUCUAACAAUCACUUUCGCAACAUGGAAAACAUUGGAUUGAGGAGCAUGCGCAACCUUGAGGUUCUAGAUCUCUCCACCAAUGGAGUUAAGCUCGUUUCUACCAUGCCUCUCAAGGCACUCAACUGGCUUGUGGAGCUCAAGAUGGAUAACAAUCAAAUAUGCCGCAUACAGGGUUCUCCUUUUGAGACCAUGCCCAGACUGCGUGUGUUAUCCAUGCGAAAUAAUCAGCUAAGAACCAUUAAGGAGCGCACCUUUAGAAAUCUGAGAGGAAACAUAGCCAUUUUUGAUGUGGACGGUAAUCCCAUUGAUUGCAAUUGUGAGAUGCAGUGGCUCUCCGUCUGGCUGCAGGAAACCAAUUUCCCCUAUCCAGGACCCAAAUGUCAGGACGGACGUCUGCUAAGAGCCGCAAGAAUGGAGCGUAGUCUGUGCGUGGGUCUGGAGCUGUUCAAUGGAGGCGACAAUAGUGAACGCACCGAGGGGAAUCAUCUGCCGCUGCUGAACGAGCAUGGGGAUGUUUUUCAGCGUGAUCUUCCCGAGGAUUUCAGUGAUGAGUGCGAGGCGAAUGGAGAGCGACCGAUGGUGGGUGAAAGUGAGUACUUCUAUGAUCAGUAUGUGGACUCCACGGAUGUGCCCGAUGCCAGCAAUGCGGUGGACAGCAGCUCUCAACGUCCCAAGCCAGCGCCGGCUACGAGUGGAAGCAUUGAUCUGAACAAUACGCUGCUCCACACCAAAUACUUCAAUAGGCGACCACAGCCGGCUCCUGGAGCUGGUUCACCCUUCACCUUCUUUGGCUAUCCCAUACCCAGUCUAAGUCUGGGACGCUUCUUUGGCUUCGGCGAUCGGGGGAGGAAACAGCGUACAGAUCAGGAAGAUGAUCAGAUGCCCGCCACGCACCGAAUGGCGCACAUCAAUCUGCCCAGUGGGCGUGGCAAGACAAGGAUGUAUCAACCGAAUAGCGCCGAGUUUGAAAAAUAUCUGCGGGAGCAACAACAACAGCAGCAGCAGCAACAACAAGAACAACAACAGAAUCCUCCUAACAUACGCAGUCGCUAUAUGGAGACGGAAGCCACCACAAACUCUGGCGAGGAGGCGCUGAGUAAUGAGAGUGGAGCGGCCACAACUGCGGGAGUUUUUCGUACCACAUUUCGGGAACCAGCGAGCAUUGAACGAGGCGGCUUUCGACCCAUUGUGCCCGCCCAUGUGGGUGGUUUUAUGCCUGUCCACGAUCCACAGCAGCGUCGUGGACUGGUGGAGCCAGUGAACGUCACCAGCAAGCCACACAUGGAGCGUCACUUUGUGCCCAUUGCGGUGCGUCAGGAGCAGAUACAGGCACGUCCCAAGCCCACCAGCAGCAGCUCCGAGAGCAGUGAGUCCGCCACCUACUACGUUACCGAAACGACAGCCGAUGUGACCACACAGACACCACUCAUACAGAGCACCAAACCACUAGGACCAGCAAGCACCACAACUCCAACAACAACGACAGCGAGAGCUGCAACAAGAACUACGACAACAGAAGCCACCACGAGUAGCGCAUCCAGCGAGCUACAGACUGAGGAUUCACAGUACGACGAAGAUGAUCUGGAGGCACAGUCGGUAACGCUGUUGCGUCCACCACAACUGUUGCCAACGACAACCGCCGAGACAAUAUUGUUGAUACCGCCACCAGAGGAGCAUGAGGCGCAGCUCAAGAGUCACUUCUGGCUGACGAGCACCACAACAGAAGCACCUGGCGAUUAUCAGGCCACGCCCAGUGGAAGAUCUAUUGCGGCGCCAACACGAGGAGCUGCAGCUGCUGCAGUGCGUCCGCCUGGCGGUCGCUCGACCAUUACCAAGGUGUUUACACCGCACCAGCAGCUAUCACAGCCCACGGCCGAGGAGUAUCAGCGCACCACGCCGAGUGCUGAAAAUGAGAGCUUUGCCAGCGAGCAGCAGCUGACGGCACGGCAAGCACAGAAGCGCACGGACACGUUGUCCGAGCUGCCGCCACCAGUGGAGCGUGCGGAGCGCAAGGAUGGCAUGGACUGGUACUAUGAGAGCUUCAAAAAGAAACGAGAUUUCACAGAACACGGUGGUGCAGUUCGAACGGCGGCCAACAAGGAGCUGACUUAUGGCAAUGUUGGGCCAGAUUUCAAUGGUAGUCACAGUAGGAGUCAUCCAGGCAAAGGGGGAAUCACCUGUCUGCUCCUCUUCAUAAUGCUGUGGAAUUGUUAA